Porites evermanni is the source of this 560-nucleotide messenger RNA. Lineage: Eukaryota; Metazoa; Cnidaria; Anthozoa; Scleractinia; Poritidae. The record is from the annotation of a GenBank genome assembly.
AUGGGGCGAUUUGUUGAGGACAUUAGCAAUUCAUCUCUCACAGAUGCUAAGUACACUGAGAACGGUACUGAUCUCACAUCCCUGUAUGAUGAACCUCUUGUCAAUACUUUAUCAGCAUGCACCUCUUAAAAUGCGUAUUGUCACUCUUAGACCAGCUGCGCCAUGGUACACAGAGAAGAUUAAGGCUUAAAAACCGAAAAGGACUUGAACGCCAAUGGCGCAAGAUAAGAUCCACCAUCAGCAGAAAACGUUACGUUAACCAAUGCAACCUGGUCAAUAACCUUAUUUAUGAGUCCAAGAUGACCUUCUGCUCCUCGGUCAUAGAAGAAAACAAGUCAAAUCAAGCGAUCUUGUUUACUGCUGUUGACAAAAUGUUAAACCGCCUGGCACCUAAAAAAUUACCGCAGGACGACAAUGCUGCUGAUCUCGCAAAUAAAUUUACGGAAUUCUUUGUGCACAAAGAAGAAACUAUCAGAAACAGCCUUAACUCACCAGGCUUUUACCCUAACGAUGAAAAGUUGUCUGCCCAGCUACAAAUGAGCUACAUUCUUUUACUCUAA